Molecule: messenger RNA, 4006 nt
Organism: Ailuropoda melanoleuca (giant panda)
Lineage: Eukaryota; Metazoa; Chordata; Mammalia; Carnivora; Ursidae
Gene: ATP13A5
Product: ATPase 13A5
Exons: 30
Coding region: 1-3657 (1218 amino acids)
Biological process (GO): polyamine transmembrane transport; intracellular calcium ion homeostasis
Cellular component (GO): late endosome membrane
Molecular function (GO): ATP binding; ATPase-coupled monoatomic cation transmembrane transporter activity; P-type ion transporter activity
Source: RefSeq, a predicted model, not a curated record
AUGGAAGAGAAAAGUAAGGACCACCGGGCUCUGCUCAACCAAGGAGAGGAGAAUGAACUGGAGGUGUUUGGUUACCGGACGCAGAAUCUACGUAGAGCUCUCUGCCUUAUAACAUCCAUGCUGACCUGUGGGGUUCUUCUGGUGGUGUUCUACUGGAAGCCCCAGUGGAGGGUGUGGGCCAACUGCAUCCCAUGUUCUUUACAAGAAGCAGACACUGUUUUGCUAAAAACAACGGAUGAAUUUCAAAGAUAUAUGAGGAAGAAGGUUAUAUGCCUCUACUUAUCCACACUGAAGUUUCCUAUAAGCAAGAACCCAGAAGAACCCCUCGUGGCUGACCGUCACUCUGUCAUCAACCAAGCCGUAUUGAAGCCAGAAUUAAAACUGCGAUGUAUCCAAGUACAGAAAAUCAGGUAUGUUUGGGACUACUUGGAGAAGAAGUUUCAGAAAGUCGGGCUACUGGAAGACAGCAACUCCUGCCACGACAUCCACCACACGUUUGGAUUGGGCCUGACCAGUGAAGAACAAGAGGUCAGAAGAUUAGUGUGCGGGCCCAAUGCCAUUGAGGUAGAAAUCCAGCCCGUAUGGAAGCUGCUUGUUAAACAGGUUUUAAAUCCAUUCUACAUGUUCCAAGCCUUUACCCUAACUUUGUGGCUGUCUCAAGGUUACAUGGAAUACUCUGUGGCCAUCAUCAUCUUGUCUAUUAUCUCCAUUGUUUUAAGUGUGUAUGAUUUGCGACAGCAAUCAGUUAAGCUGCACAACCUUGUGGAGGAUCACAACAAAGUGCGAGUUACAGUCAUGGUCAAGGGCACAGGUUUGCAGGAGGUGGAAUCCCGUCUCUUGGUUCCUGGAGAUACUCUUAUUCUUCCAGGAAAGCUUUCAUUGCCCUGUGAUGCUAUUCUGAUGGAUGGAAGCUGUGUGGUGAAUGAAGGCAUGCUCACAGGAGAAAGUAUACCUGUCACAAAGGCACCAUUGCCCCAUGUGGACAACACUGUGGCCUGGAAAUCCCACAGCUUGGAAGAUUAUCGGAAACAUGUCCUUUUCUGCGGGACAGAAGUUAUCCAAGUCAAGCCGUCUGGUCAGGGGCCAGUGAGAGCAGUUGUCUUGCAAACAGGUUACAAUACCGCCAAAGGGGACUUGGUAAGAUCCAUCCUCUACCCUCGGCCUCUGAACUUCAAACUAUACAAUGAUGCCUUCAAGUUUAUAGUGUUCCUGGCCUGCCUUGGAGUUGUGGGUUUCUUCUAUGCCCUUGGUGUAUAUCUGUACCAUGGAGUUUCUUCAAGAGAUACUACAACCAUGGCCCUGCUUCUCUUCACCUCAACUGUCCCUCCUGUGCUGCCAGCGGCCCUGACCACAGGCAUCGUGUAUGCACAGAAGAGGCUGAAGAAGAAGAAAAUCUUCUGUGUCUCCCCACAGAGAAUCAAUAUGUGUGGGCAGAUAAACCUUGUGUGCUUUGACAAAACUGGCACUCUUACAGAAGAUGGGCUGGACCUCUGGGGGACUGUCCCGACUGCUGACAACUGUUUUCAGGAAGUCCAUAGCUUUGCCUCAGGCAGGGCUUUGCCAUGGAGCCCGCUGUGCGCCGCCAUGGCCAGCUGCCAUUCUCUGAUCCUUCUCAAUGGGACCAUCCAGGGAGACCCACUGGACCUCAAAAUGUUUGAGGGCACUGCCUGGAUAAUGGAAGAUUGCAAUGCAGACUACUGCAAAUUUGGGAUGUCAGAUUCAAACAUCAUAAUAAAACCAGGACCAAAAGCCAGUUGGAGUCCCGUGGAAGCUAUAGCCAUCUUGCGCCAGUUUCCGUUUUCCUCAAGUCUGCAGAGGAUGUCUGUGGUCGCUCAGGUGGCAGGGGAGGACCAUUUCCAUGUGUACAUGAAGGGUGCCCCGGAGAUGCUGGCCACGUUCUGCAAGUCUGAAACAGUACCCAAGGAUUUCCCGCAGAAACUGAGGAAUUAUACAGUACAAGGCUUCCGUGUCAUUGCCCUUGCCCAUAAAGACUUGAAGAUGGAGAAGCUUUCAGAAGUACAGAAUUUAGCCCGAGAGAAGGCAGAGUCAGAGUUGACAUUUCUGGGACUUCUCAUAAUGGAGAAUCGCUUGAAAAAGGAAACGAAACCAGUCUUGAAGGAAUUGAGUGAAGCCCGCAUCAGGACGGUGAUGAUUACUGGUGACAACCUUCAAACAGCCAUUACUGUGGCAAAGAAUUCUGAAAUGAUUCCUAGAGGAAGCCAAGUGAUCCUUGUUGAAGCCAAUGAACCAGAAGAUUUUGUUCCUGCCUCUGUGACUUGGCAGCUGGUCGAGAACCAAGAGAAUGGAGUGGGAAGGAAUGAAACCUACCUUAGCAUUGGGAACAGUUCAGUGCCUGAUGGAGCAAGAGGGAGCUGUUACCAUUUUGCAAUGAGUGGGAAAUCAUACCAAGUGAUAUUUCAACAUUUCAACAGCUUGCUUCCCAAAAUUCUGCUGAAUGGAACCAUUUUUGCAAGAAUGUCUCCUGGACAGAAAUCUAGUCUUGUUGAAGAAUUUCAGAAAUUAAAUUACUAUGUGGCCAUGUGUGGAGAUGGGGCUAAUGACUGUGGGGCUUUGAAAAUGGCUCACGCGGGCAUCUCGCUGUCAGAGCAGGAGGCGUCUGUGGCCUCCCAUUUCACCUCGAAAACAGCCAACAUCAAGUGCGUGCCUCAGCUCAUCAAAGAAGGCCGAGCCGCUCUGGUUUCAUCCUUUGGGGUAUUUAAAUACUUGACCAUGUAUGGCAUCAUCCAGUUUAUUGGUACAUCACUGCUCUAUUGGCAACUACAGCUCUUUGGGAAUUACCAGUAUCUCAUGCAAGAUGUAGCCAUUACCUUGAUGGUCUGUUUAACAAUGAGUUCAACUCAUGCCUACCCAAAGCUGGCUCCUUACCGACCAGCAGGACAGCUCCUCUCUCCCCCAUUGCUGCUCUCAGUCUUUUUAAACACCUGUUUCACCUGCAUUGUGCAAAUCUGUGCAUUUCUCUAUGUGAAGCAGCAGCCCUGGUAUUGUGAGGUCUACAGAUACAGUACGUGCUUUCUGGACAAUCACAGGAAUUUCUCGACGAAUGUGAGUUUGGAGAGAAAUGGGACUGGAAAUGCCACUCUGACUCCUGGUUCAGUUUUAAGUUUUGAGAGUACCACACUGUGGCCCAUCGCCACCAUCAACUGCAUCACGGUGGCAUUUAUCUUUUCUAAGGGAAAGCCAUUUCGAAAACCCGUCUACACAAACUAUAUAUUUUCAUUUCUGCUGAUGUCUGCCUUGGGCCUCACAGUUUUCAUUCUGUUUUCUGACUUUCAAGACAUAUACCAUGGAAUGGAGCUCAUCCCAACCCUGACAUCAUGGAGGGUUUCAAUUUUAGUGGUAGUCCUCAUCCAGUUCUGUGUGGCCUUCUUUGUAGAGGAUGUCAUCCUUCAAAACCGAAAACUCUGGCUAUGGAUCAAAAAAGAAUUUGGAUUCUCUUCUAAAAGUCAAUAUAGGACCUGGCAAAAAAAGCUGGCAGAAGACUCCACCUGGCCUCCCACACACAGAACAGAUUAUUCAGGUGAUGGUGAAAAUGGAUUCUGCCUCAACCUCGGCUAUGAGGACACCGAACGGAUUCCAAGAGCAAGACUCAAAUGGAGAGGCCAAACCACAGAACAGCAUUUUUGGACGAGGCUGUAAUCAGAAUCGUUGUCGUAUAUGCUUCACGGCAUCUCCUUGUUCCCUGAAACUAAGCCACCGUGGAGAAGUGAUGAUAGUCUAUCCUUAUCUUUUCUCUAUCAGAGGAGUCAAAGUGCAUUUCUCAAUGUACUUAACCUUGCAAAAGAGAACCUUAUAUAUCCUUAUUUGGACUGUAUCCUCUGCUAUUGAGGAAAAAAAAUGCACUUCCUGGAUUACCUUUUUUUUUUUCCUAAUAAACUAUUCACACUGCAUAGCAUUAUCCUGGCUAAAAUGCACAAGUUUCCAUGGUAGUGAAAUUAGGAGUAUGAACAUAGGUAGAAUAAAGGAAAAUUGAAGAAGAGUUUGAUGU